AUGAAUCAAGAUUUGGAGACAUCACCUUUGCUGAACCACUCUCGAACUGGCGAGGUGGUCGAGGAUAUUAAUCCUGCUGCAGCUCAGCAAAAUGAGGGACAAAAAGGGAAUAGGAUCAAAUGGAUUGUUAUCAUUGUUCUUCUCUCUAUCCUCACAAGCUUUAUCGCUUAUGGUACAUACUUUUUCAACCGUUUGCCCUCCCAAGAUGUGAUUGAAGAGAGCGUUAUUAAGGUGUCAAACUGGCAGAUUGAAAAGAUUCACAUAGAUGGUUGGAGAAGAGGUAAUCAUUUAGACACCGAAGGUGGUGAUGCAUUGCAGCUAUCUGUCGUGGCAAGAUACUGGCCCGACUAUGAUAGAUGGAUCCACGAUAACUCAACAGAGAUGACAUUGCGUGACAAAUCUUUUUACAAAUCGUUAAGUGAAAAAUUAGUGAGAACGGUUUGUUUGACCAUCAAUAAUGCUACCACAUAUGACGGCCUACAGAUAAUCAAUAAUACAGUGGGAACUUUGCAAGUAAAGAAUGAAUUUUGCUUAGAUCUACGCAAUAACGUUACCACUCCCCUAAAUUUGACAAUAUUAAUCGAACCGGAAAUGAAUAAUAUCAUUCGUGUUUUGAAAAAGCUAUGGCGUCAUGAAUACGACAAGCUAAAUUUGUCAUCUAAACUCGAUAUCUCGCUCAGUAAGCAAAUUGGUUGGGCUAUACCCAUGGCUCGCUUGCACGCAGUGCAGAUAGACUGGAGAAAAUUUUUAAACUGGGACUCUAUUUCAGAUAGAGUCCAUAGUCUUAGGCAUCACUUCGAUGAAAUCGCUAUACAGGAUUUUUCGCUAAAGGAUUCUUCUAAUGGGUUCCUGCUUCAAGCGACGGCCGAGCCUUUACAAUUGCCUCCCCUGUUUGAAUGGGUGAAGCUACCUCGAAAUGCCACGUUACCUUCUAUUAACUGGGAAGUGAGAGUUCCUGACUGUAAAAACAACUUCACGAUAAACCUUCCAAGUGUCUCCUGCUCUACAGAUCCCUUGGACAUUCAAGAGACAAUCAAUGUUACAGUUUCUAGUGAUAUCGAAGGUCCUUUACCUCGUCAACUCAUCUCUCAAGUCUGCUGGUCAGAUGAAGAGAACGCCGUAACGCCAAUGACAAUGCUAUUAAACAGCGUAUUAAACGCAUCUGAACUCGUUGCUGUAGAAAUCAGAGGUAAUUCAGUGGCAGAAAAUAUUCCAGAUCACUCCAUCGUUCCGGACCAUGUUUUGCAGUCUUUCUUGCACGACGUGUCUAAUUUCCCUGUCACAACCAACAUAACAGUAAAAUCUGAUAGCUUAAUUCAAGAGGUCACAAUCGAUGCAUUGAAAGUCAGAUGGGUUAGGAGCAUAUUUGGUGAAAAGAAGCUGAGCGUCUCUGGGACGAUCAUUGGCACCAUUGCUUUACCUUUCUACAAGACGACUGAGCAAAAGCUCUCUGUUGAGUACAUAAAAGGUCAGACAAAACUUUAUCAUCAGGGUGUCCACUUUUUAGACAUUCCUAUGAGGUACUGGACGAAGGCGAAUUCAAGAAUCUAUGAGGAUGAGCAAGAAUGCACGACCAUGAUGGAGCUAUCGUUGAGUGUGCGAGACGACGAAGUGCAAAUCGUGAACAAUCUCGAACUCACCAGGAUUCUAAAUGAGGUAGUUUUCACGGGUGAAUCGCCAGUCCAUAUAGAAAGUGAACUCGACAUAAUGGUCUCGAGUCCGCUGGGGGAAAUGGUUUUGAUGGGGUUGAAAGGGAAAGGUGAUACGACUUUGAGGUCCUAG
Messenger RNA from Torulaspora delbrueckii, 1782 nucleotides. It is a transcript of the gene TAG1, whose product is annotated as Tag1p. Lineage: Eukaryota; Fungi; Ascomycota; Saccharomycetes; Saccharomycetales; Saccharomycetaceae. The record is from RefSeq and is a predicted model, not a curated record. Bases 1 to 1782 code for a protein of 593 amino acids. The transcript has a single exon.